This is a messenger RNA of Aplysia californica (California sea hare), 1153 nucleotides long. Its product is annotated as SH3 and multiple ankyrin repeat domains protein 3. The record is from RefSeq and is a predicted model, not a curated record. Lineage: Eukaryota; Metazoa; Mollusca; Gastropoda; Aplysiida; Aplysiidae. Gene Ontology annotation, molecular function: ionotropic glutamate receptor binding; synaptic receptor adaptor activity.
GUGUGGUGAGCUGUGUCUCGGAGACUGUAGCGGCGUGUGGUGAGCUGUGUCUCGGAGACUGUAUCAGCGUGUGGUGAGCUGUGUCUCGGAGACUGUAGCAGCGUGUGGUGAGCUGUGUCUCGGAGACUGUAGCAGCGUGUGGUGAGCUGUGUCUCGGAGACUGUAGCAGCGUGUGGUAAGCCGUGUCUCGGAGACUGUAGCAGCGUGUGGUGAGCCGUGUCUCGGAGACUGCUGAUACAUCGGAGCAGACGGUCAGGGUUUUGUUUAUAGAGGAGGUUUGUUCACCUCUGCCGUGGUCCAGUGCGGGUACCCUAACCCCUGCACCACCAUCAUUAGGACAGCAUAGUUCUUGCAAUGUGAGGCUGGAUUCGCUGAAGCGUCCGUCUGUGUGACACCGUCUGAUGCCCAAAAGAAAUCUGUGAAGAACUUGUUCUGUGUGAAGUUUUCACCGGUGGAUUACUGGGUUUCCCUGGAGAGGUCAGAGUUUAUUGAACGUGCAGCUAUCGUCCAAAGCCAGUUUCUUGUAAUCAAUAGAAAAGUGUGAUAUAUUGUUAUAAUAGAUUUCGUUCUUGUUGAGUUUCAUUUCUUCUUCUUUAUUGGAUACCAUCUUCGCCGAGUAUCGCUUGUGAGCGCUCGUUGGAUAUCGUCGUGAGUACUCGUUCUGUGCGGCUUCUGUGCGGGUUUUUCCAACAACGCCGGAGCCAGAGGGAAUUGUUUCCUUUGUUCAGCCUGCUCGAGAGUACAUUUCCCUGUGUCUUUGGCCCUCACGUACAAAGGAAAUAGCACAUCUCACGUACAAAGGAAAUAGCACAUCUCACGUACAAAGGAAAUAGCACAUCUCACGUACAAAGGAAAUAGCACAUCUGGCUUUCACCUGUAUCCCACUCUCGCCAUUUAGUCCAGACGACAAGAGUCUGGUCACCCACACAUCGUCCACUGACCUCUCUCCGAGCCAGUCCAUGUGUCAGUGGCGACCUUUGGGUCACCUUCUCUGCCAGAAUCCCCUGCAUGUUCAUGAGGUCAGCCGUUGCCUAGCAACCGUGCGGUCACCAUGAAAGAGUCUCCGACAGAGAGCGGAGGGGGCGGGCUGUCUGCAGACAACAGCUCGGGUACCGUGUUCAUCCGGGUGGCUGUGCCGGAGCUCAAAGUACAG